Messenger RNA from Phodopus roborovskii (desert hamster), 1193 nucleotides. RefSeq names its product alkaline ceramidase 3 (gene Acer3). Gene Ontology annotation, biological process: ceramide metabolic process; phytosphingosine biosynthetic process. The record is from RefSeq and is a predicted model, not a curated record. Gene Ontology annotation, cellular component: endoplasmic reticulum membrane. The coding region runs from base 90 to 893 and encodes 267 amino acids. Lineage: Eukaryota; Metazoa; Chordata; Mammalia; Rodentia; Cricetidae. The transcript has 11 exons.
UCCUUCUGGGCAGGGAGGAGGGCGCCGGAGAGCGCGCGUAGCCUGAGCCGGCCCGGGAGCGGCCGGUCACAUUGUGGGGCGGCGGCGCGAUGGCUCCAGCUGUGGACCGCGAAGGCUACUGGGGCCCCACGACCUCCACAUUGGACUGGUGUGAGGAGAACUAUGCGGUGACCCUGCUCAUCGCUGAGUUCUGGAAUACAGUAAGUAAUCUGAUUAUGAUCAUACCUCCUAUUUUUGGUGCAAUUCAGAGCAUUAGAGAUGGACUGGAAAAACGGUACAUUGCUGCUUAUUUAGCACUCACAGUGGUAGGAAUGGGAUCCUGGUGUUUCCACAUGACUCUGAAAUAUGAAAUGCAGCUGUUGGAUGAGCUCCCUAUGAUUUACAGCUGCUGCAUUUUUGUGUACUGCAUGUUUGAAUGUUUCAAGACAAAGAGCUCAAUAAACUACCAUCUGCUUUUUACUCUAGUUCUAUUCAGUUUAAUAGUAACCAUGAUUUACCUAAAAGUAAAAGAGCCUAUAUUUCAUCAGGUCAUGUAUGGAAUGUUGGUCUUUACAUUAGUACUUCGUUCUAUUUAUAUUGUCACAUGGGUUUAUCCAUGGCUUAGAGGCCUAGGUUAUACGUCCUUGACGAUUUUUUUAUUGGGAUUUUUAUUGUGGAAUGUAGAUAACAUCUUUUGUGAUUCACUGAGGAACUUUCGAAAGAAAGCGCCCCCUAUCCUAGGUGUUACAACACAGUUUCAUGCAUGGUGGCACAUUUUUACUGGCCUGGGUUCUUAUCUUCACAUCCUUUUCAGUUUAUAUACAAGAACACUUUACCUGAGAUACAGGCCAAAAGUAAAGUUUCUCUUUGGGACCUGGCCAGUGAUCAUGUUUGAACCUCAAAGGAAGCACUGAUGAAUUACUCUACCAAGAAAACAAAAAGCACCUACUGUAGUUGUGGCAAGAUGGUCAAGAAGUCCCCAAAGACUUGCAUAUUCAAAACACCAUGCCCAUCACAAGAGAUGAAUGACUCAGACACACAGAGAAUGAACAGUUGGUCUGUUGGCUGCUUAACUUCUGGCUUUAUCUCAUUUGUCCUCGACCUAAGAUGCUUACAGAGAAGUAGAUGCGGUAUAUAUUUAUAUUCUGGAAUGGUGGAGAAGUUGGGCUUUUCUUAACAGGUUAACAGUUUGUGCUGGUCAUUCAUGGAAAUUU